This is a messenger RNA of Lithohypha guttulata, 1545 nucleotides long. RefSeq lists its product as uncharacterized. Gene Ontology annotation, biological process: phosphorelay signal transduction system; phosphorylation. The record is from RefSeq and is a predicted model, not a curated record. NCBI's taxonomy places the organism in Eukaryota, Fungi, Ascomycota, Eurotiomycetes, Chaetothyriales, Trichomeriaceae. Gene Ontology annotation, molecular function: phosphorelay sensor kinase activity. Bases 1 to 1545 code for a protein of 514 amino acids. The transcript has 2 exons.
AUGACUAUAAUCUUGUCAGCAGUUCCCUACAUGGUAUCAGGACACGUUAAGUCUAUAGUGGCAUGUUUGACGGAGGUUAGCCGAUUGAAAUGGGCUGAGUCGUGGCAAGCACAACUAGCUCAAAAUGCAAAGGAAGCCAGGACACGACAAAGCGAAUUUACCGAUGCAAUCUCCCACGAGGUCAGGAAUCCGCUUUCUGCUAUAUUACAACUCGCAGACGGCAUCGCCGAAUCCAUGACUCACAUACAAACACCAACAAUGGAGGACUACAAGGGAUGCGUGAAAGGAAACGUCGAAGCAGCAAAAGUGAUCCUUACUUGUGCGUGUCACCAGAAGAGAAUUGUUGAUGACGUACUCUCUCUUUCGAGAAUGGACUAUGCCUCGCUUUCUGUGUCACCAGUGGCAGUGAGCCCGGACAAGAUUGUCCAUGAAGCUCUACAACUUGUCAGGGCCGACGCGGCAGCAAAUGCCAUCUCUUUACACAUGGUACAAGAGCACUUCUCGGACGCACAUAUUGUCGACCAGGUAAUAUGUGAUUCCUUGCGCGUGGUUCAGAUACUAGUCAACCUGCUCUCGAAUGCCAUCAAGUUCACUAAAGAAGAACCUGCACGAACCGUGACUCUCAGGUACGGAGCCACGUCGUUGGACCCUCGUGCGGUGUUCAGCCCACAAAUCGUGUGGGCUCCGUCACAGGAAGCAACUCAUGAUCCGACACAACUUAAAGAGUGGGGUGAAGGCAAGCCUGUAUGGCUGGCUUUUACUGUGCAUGAUACCGGCCCCGGCAUGACUAGAGAACAACUCGGUCGUGUCUUCAAGCGUUUCGAGCAGGCGACUAUCAGGACGUCAGUUAAUUACAACGGUUCAGGACUUGGUCUGUUCAUCUCGCAGAACUUGACGAAACGACAAGGUGGUGAGAUUGGGGUUGAUUCGACUCCAGGGGUGGGCAGCACGUUUGCGUUCUAUAUCAAGGCACGUCAUGCUGAAGUUCACUCGGAGCAUCUUACACUUGAUGGCGAUGCCGCUUCAAUCGAUAUCAAGCCCGUGCACCCGAACAGUAAUGGAAGUGUCAAAAUGCCUGCUCGAGUAAAAGGCUCUAGCAAAUCUGCCUCUAAUAAGACUUAUAAUUUGCAUAUACUCCUUGUUGAGGACAACAUUGUCAACCAGCAAGUACUACGCAAGCAACCUCAGAAAGCUGGAUGUACAGUCUAUGUGGCCAACCACGGUAUAGAGGCUCUAGGUUUCCUCCGCAAAACGUCCUUGUGGACUGAAAAUAACGGCUCGGGUUUCCAUCUGGACGUUAUACUUAUGGACUGGGAAAUGCCCGUCAUGGACGGACUGACGUGUACCAGAGAGAUAAGGACUCUGGAGAACGCUGGUCGAUUUGCAACUUAUCCAGAAGUCCUUGCGGUUACUGCCAAUGUCCGGUCAGAACAAGUUGAGAUAGCCUAUGCAGCCGGCAUGGAUGCGGUGGUUCCGAAGCCGUUUGUGGUGUCAGAAUUGCUCCAGAAGAUCUCGGAACGCAUGGCAGACAAACAAAACAGCUAG